This is a messenger RNA of Austrofundulus limnaeus, 1144 nucleotides long. It is a transcript of the gene tslig2, whose product is annotated as chromosome unknown C2orf49 homolog. Gene Ontology annotation, biological process: embryonic morphogenesis. NCBI's taxonomy places the organism in Eukaryota, Metazoa, Chordata, Actinopteri, Cyprinodontiformes, Rivulidae. The record is from RefSeq and is a predicted model, not a curated record. Gene Ontology annotation, cellular component: tRNA-splicing ligase complex.
CUGCAGUAACGACCACCAUAGGAAAAGGCCUCUGAUUGUGUUUGAUGGGAGUUCCUCUCACUCCGGCUCACUAAAAGUGAACAAACCAGAUGGAUCAACAGCGCCACCUGUGRCCGACAGGUUAAAACCUCCUCCAGCUGCAAACCUGUCCAACCCGAUCCGUAAGCUCAACUCAUCCUCUUCUUCCUCGUCUUCAAAUCGCAGCACAGACACGGCAAACCUCAAACGAGAAGCCAACAGUCCGAGUCCACUAAAAUCACCAGAAGUGAAGAAAAAGAUUCAGCAUGUUACAUGGCCCUGACCUCUGACCCCAAUGGCAGCUAAUCKUAUUGGUUUCCUCUUCCAUCUUGGAGCCCACCCACCCCUCACAAUCUUCCAACAAACGUAUUUUUAGAAAGCUUGUCAGAUGUGAGUAAAUGCCACGUUAUUGUUCUUGUUCAUUAUAGAGAGCUGACACUGCAGAGUGAUGCUCAGGAGAUCAACCAGCUUGUUGAAGUCACAACCUUUAUUAUUUCUUCCCAAAACCUCAAGUGCCCUUGCUGUUAUUAUGGUCAGCAUUUCCUCUUGAACAAAAUGUUGAAAAUUACUUUUUUCCAACCUGAAACCUGCAUUUGAUUACUGAAUUUACUGGGUGAUUUUGUGUUUUUUGGAAGGAAAGCUGAACAAAAGGUCACAUGAAAGCAUUAUGAGACCCACCUUGUUUUGAUCACAACAUGGUAAAAAAAUGUAUACAAAAACAUUUUAAACUGGUUAUUCAGUAACUGUUUUGUUUUUCCAUUCCACAAAAUAUCAACAUUUUAUCCAGUGCUUUUUUUACACAAUGUUUUAGUUUUUUCAUUCUUACUUUGAAGUGACGUUGUACAUGUUGUAAAUAACUUGAAGCUGAACACUCAGGUGGAUCAGAAUUCAUUAUUGGACAUAAAAAAAACUCACCUCAAAAGAUUUAAACAACAAGUUGUUAUGAAUAAAGCUAAGAAUUCACAAUUUUUAAAUAUUUACGGUAUUGUUUUGGAUAAAUUAAUUUAUCYGCUGAUAUUUUUGAUGUAGAUGGAGUUCAUCAAAGAACUCAGAGGAAUAAAUGUUUUGAACUAGAAAUAUGUUUGUUGUUWCCAGCAGUUUUAAAAUAAAUUUUCAAUCUAAUGAA